Messenger RNA from Tupaia belangeri chinensis (Chinese tree shrew), 3028 nucleotides. RefSeq names its product chondroitin polymerizing factor (gene CHPF). Gene Ontology annotation, cellular component: Golgi cisterna membrane. The record is from RefSeq and is a predicted model, not a curated record. Lineage: Eukaryota; Metazoa; Chordata; Mammalia; Scandentia; Tupaiidae. Gene Ontology annotation, molecular function: glucuronosyl-N-acetylgalactosaminyl-proteoglycan 4-beta-N-acetylgalactosaminyltransferase activity.
ACGUCGGACAGCUGCGGCAGCGGCCGAGGCUCCAGCGCUGAGCGCAGAAACCCCAUACCAAACAGAGCAGCGUGCUGGAGGAGGAUCUGAGCAUCGCGCAGGGCAUUCGGCUCGGGCCGCUGGCUCUGUUCGGCGGGGAGGGAGCGGGCCCGCCCGCUGGGCCCGGGCCCUCCGGAUCCGCCCCCUCCCCGGUCCCGCCCCCUCCGAGCCUCCUCUGGCUGCUCUCGGGCUGCGCCGGGGCCGGGGGCCCGCGGUCCGGGCGCCAUGCGGGCAUCGCUGCUGCUGUCGGUGCUGCGGCCCGCCCCGGCCGUGGCCGCGGGGAUCUCCCUAGGCUUCACUUUGAGCCUGCUCAGCGUCACAUGGGUGGAGGAGCCGUGCGGCCCAGGGCCGCCCCAACCUGGAGACUCUGAGCUGCCAGUGCGCGGCAACACCAAUGCGGCGCGCCGCCCCAACUCGGUGCAGCCGGGAGCGGAGCGCGAGAGGCCCGGGGCCGGCGCCGGCGAGAACUGGGAGCCGCGUGUCUUGCCCUACCACCCCGCACAGCCCGGCCAGGCUGCCAAAAAGGCCGUCAGGACCCGCUACAUCAGCACGGAGCUGGGCAUCAGGCAGAGGCUGCUGGUGGCGGUGCUGACCUCACAGGCCACGCUGCCCACUCUGGGCGUGGCUGUGAACCGCACCUUGGGGCACCGAUUAGAGCGUGUGGUGUUCCUGACAGGCGCUCGGGGCCGCCGGGUACCACCGGGCAUGGCAGUGGUAACCCUGGGUGAGGAGCGGCCCAUUGGACACCUGCACCUGGCACUGCGCCACCUGCUGGAGCAGCACGGUGAUGACUUUGACUGGUUCUUCCUAGUUCCUGAUGCCACCUACACUGAGGCACAUACUCUGGCACGCCUAACUGGCCGCCUCAGCCUGGCCGCUGCUGCCCACCUUUAUCUGGGCCGGCCCCAGGACUUCAUCGGAGGAGAGGCCACCCCCGGUCGCUACUGCCAUGGUGGCUUUGGGGUGCUGCUGUCACGCACGCUGCUGCAACAGCUGCGCCCCCACCUGGAAGGCUGCCGUAAUGACAUCGUCAGUGCGCGUCCGGAUGAAUGGCUGGGACGCUGCAUCCUUGAUGCCACUGGAGUGGGCUGCACUGGUGACCAAGAGGGGGUACACUAUAGCUAUCUGGAGGUGAACCCUGGGGAGCCUGUGCAGGAGGGGGACCCUCGUCUCCGCAGUGCCCUGACAGCCCACCCUGUGCGUGACCCUGUGCACAUGUACCAGCUGCACAAGGCUUUUGCUCGAUCUGAGCUGGAACGCACGUACCAGGAGAUCCAGGAACUGCAGUGGGAGAUCCAGAACACCAGCCAUCUGGCAGCUGAUGGAGAGCGGGCAGCUGCCUGGCCCGUGGGCAUUCCAGCACCAUCCCGCCCAGCCUCCCGCUUUGAGGUGCUGCGAUGGGACUACUUCACAGAGCAGCAUGCUUUCUCCUGUGCUGAUGGUUCGCCCCGCUGCCCCCUGCGUGGGGCUGACCGGGCCGAUGUGGCUGACGUUCUGGGGACAGCACUGGAAGAGCUCAACCGCCGCUACCACCCAGCCCUGCGGCUCCAGAAGCAGCAGCUGGUUAAUGGCUACCGGCGCUUUGACCCAGCCCGGGGUAUGGAGUACACGCUGGACCUGCAGCUGGAGGCCCUGACCCCCCAGGGUGGCCGUCGGCCUCUCACUCGCAGGGUGCAGCUACUCCGGCCACUGAGCCGUGUGGAGAUCUUGCCUGUGCCCUACGUCACAGAGGCCUCACGUCUCACCGUGCUGUUGCCUCUGGCAGCAGCUGAACGUGACCUGGCCCCCGGCUUCCUGGAGGCUUUUGCCACUGCAGCACUGGAGCCUGGUGACGCUGCGGCAGCCCUGACCCUGCUGCUGUUGUAUGAGCCCCGCCAGGCCCAGCGGGCAGCCCAUGCAGAUGUCUUCGCACCUGUCAAGGCACACGUGGCAGAACUGGAGCGGCGGUUCCCUGGUGCCCGGGUGCCCUGGCUCAGCGUACAGACGGCCGCGCCGUCCCCGCUGCGACUCAUGGAUCUGCUCUCCAAAAAGCACCCGCUGGACACACUGUUCCUGCUGGCCGGGCCGGACACAGUGAGACUCCCUGACCGCUGCCGCAUGCACGCCAUCUCCGGCUGGCAGGCCUUCUUUCCCAUGCACUUCCAGGCCUUCCACCCAGCAGUAGCCCCACCACAGGGGCCCGGACCACCGGAGCUGGGCCGUGACACAGGCCGCUUUGAUCGCCAGGCGGCCAGCGAGGCCUGCUUCUACAACUCCGACUACGUGGCAGCACGUGGGCGGCUGGCGGCAGCCUCAGAGCAAGAGGAGGAGCUGCUGGAGGGCCUGGAUGUGUACGAGCUGUUCCUGCGCUUCUCUAGCCUCCACGUGCUGCGGGCGGUGGAGCCCGCGCUGCUGCAGCGCUACCGGGCCCAGCCAUGCAGCGCCCGGCUCAGCGAGGACCUGUACCACCGCUGCCGCCAGAGCAUGCUCGAGGGCCUCGGCUCCCGAACCCAGCUCGCCAUGCUGCUCUUCGAGCAGGAACAGGGCAACAGCACCUGACCUCGCCCUGUGCCCCAAGCCCUGGCACGCCACACCCCACCCGCUCCUCCCCAACAAGCUGGAGCUACCUGCCAGCCUCGCCGGACAGGGCUGGCUGCAGCCUCUGACCCCAGGGAAGUCCACUGGGCCCCUCUCUCUGGCUUUGUGGUCCCCUGGGCUCAGGACAACCCUGGGGGAGAUGUCCCUAGAGCCACCCCCUUGUCACCCAAGCCCAGUCUUCCUGCCCCAUUGACGCUGCUGACUCGGGCUGUGGCCUCCUUGUAUUUAUGCAGUACAGUCUGCCUGACACCAGCCCUGCCUCCUGGGAUCAGGCCCUGGGGGCUGGGUUGUAGACAAAAUGUUGAGGAAAGGGGAGCUGAGAGAGGAGGAUGGGAGCACCUCCCCACUUCUCCCUUCUGGACCCCUGAUGAACUCCCCCCCUUUAAUAAACUGGCUGAGUGUGGACUAGUGA